UCAACUUGAAUAGAUCCUCGUCCAAACUUUUCACUUUGUUUUGAGCUGCGCUGCCUGAAGACGCUGGUAAACAGGACCCUCAUGUUUGGGACACAGGCUCGCUGUGCACAGACAGGAACAAUGAGUCGCGAGGAAGGAGUAAGGGAGGAUUUCAUCUAUGACAAGAUGCCAACACUGGAGAGAGGUGCCCGUGUGGAUGCCAACAGCUAUUCUGUGGAAGUAAAGACAAGUGAUCUGCACCCAGUGGAGAGUUUUGCAUCCUGUGCCAGCUAUCGGGCCUGGCUCUCCAGUUUCUUCAUUGGGAUGGCUCUUUUGAUUGUUGCUGGCUUCUCCCUGUAUCUGGGCAACGUGUUUCCAGUGGCCAUGGAUUAUUUGCGCUGUGCAGCAGGAUCAAGCAUUCCAGCUGCAAGUGUCAGUUUUGCUAUUGCCAAGAACAGGAAGACACUGGUUUCUGACUACCAAGUCCUCUUUGUGUCAACAUUUGCUGUCACAACAACAUGUUUGGUUUGGUUUGGCUGCAAGCUGGUGCUCAAUCCAACCGCAAUCAACAUCAACUUCAACUUGAUGCUUCUGAUCAUCAUGGAAAUCCUUAUGGCUGGCACAGUAAUCAUCUCCGCCCGCUCCACAGAGGAGUGCUGUGGCCACAGAAAGCCAUUUACACGCAGCAGUCCUGGCUUUCUGGUGAAUAAUGUCUUUCCAGCACGUAUUCUGAAGUCCUAUUCGGUCAUUGAGGUCAUUGUGGGCAUCUCUGCAGUGUUCGGGGGGAUUAUCGCUCUCAAUAUGGAUGCACUUGAUUCGGGACCAUAUCUGUCCGUAACCUUUUUCUGGAUUCUUGUGGCAUGUUUCCCAAGUGCCAUCGCCAGCCACGUUACAGCGGAGUAUCCCAAUAAGUGUCUGGUUGAGGUUCUCAUUGUCAUCAGCAGCGUCACCUCUCCACUUCUUUUUGCUGCCUCAGGCUACCUGUCCUUCAGCAUCAUGCACUUCAUCAGUAUCUUCCAGUAUGAGCAGCCCGCCAGUAAACAAUCUUAUGAUGUACUGCUUCUAAUCCUGAUGGUGAUGCUCCUAAUCCAGGCAUUCCUCACCUUGGCCACCAUUAUCCACUGUGUUCAUUACAAGGCAAAUAUGCUUGCUACCACUGAGACCCCCUCCUCGGAGGUCUCAAAUGGCACCAUGAGGGAAUUCGACAAGGACAAGGCCUGGAGGGCAGUUGUAGUCCAGAUGGCUCAGUAAGCUGGGAGGAGUGAAGCGUGGGAAUUAAUGCCUUCUCAGUGUAACUGGCACACUCUUACUCUGUCCUAACUGGCAUGUUUCCUGAGGGCCCAGCCCCAGCCUGCCAUGUAUGCCUAACAAUGCUUCUUCCGAGAGCACUCUUAAUAAAUGCCUUUUAAAUAACCA
Molecule: messenger RNA, 1395 nt
Organism: Erpetoichthys calabaricus (reedfish)
Lineage: Eukaryota; Metazoa; Chordata; Cladistia; Polypteriformes; Polypteridae
Gene: mlc1
Product: modulator of VRAC current 1
Exons: 12
Coding region: 82-1230 (382 amino acids)
Biological process (GO): regulation of response to osmotic stress
Cellular component (GO): plasma membrane; cytoplasmic vesicle; endoplasmic reticulum
Source: RefSeq, a predicted model, not a curated record